CACCAUCAACUGUCUACUUAAAGCAAUAAUUCAAUCAAACUCGUACAACUUUUGAAGAUUUAAAGAAUCGGUGUUAAAUGGCGUUGCAAAUCGUUAGACGAAUCGUUCAUAGCCGGACCAAUGGAAUCUCCUCCUCCAGGUACCCUCGCUUCUUCGAUCGUUGCUUCUCAUCGCCCGCGUCCGGCUCCAAUCUCAUACGCGCCACUCUCUUCCCCGGAGACGGAAUCGGCCCUGAGAUCGCUGAAUCUGUCAAACAGGUAUUUAGAGCUGCUGAUGUGCCAAUUGAAUGGGAAGAACACUUUGUUGGGAAGGAAGUAGAUCCUAGAACCCAGAGUUUUCUAACAUGGGAAAGCCUAGAAUCUGUCAGAAGAAACAAAGUAGGUCUGAAAGGACCCAUGGCUACACCAAUUGGGAAAGGUCAUCGUUCUCUUAACCUCACUUUGAGGAAGGAGCUCAAUCUUUAUGCCAAUGUUAGACCUUGUUACAGCUUACCAGGAUACAAAACUAAAUAUGAUGAUGUAGAUCUCAUCACCAUUCGUGAAAACACAGAAGGGGAAUAUAGUGGACUUGAACAUCAAGUGGUGAGGGGUGUUGUUGAAAGUCUCAAGAUCAUUACACGUCAAGCAAGUCUUAGAGUUGCAGAGUAUGCCUUUCACUAUGCUAAGGCCCAUGGACGAGAAAGAGUAUCUGCAAUACACAAAGCAAAUAUCAUGCAGAAAACUGAUGGUCUUUUCCUUAAGUGUUGUCGUGAGGUUGCAGAAAAGUACCCAGAGAUAGUAUAUGAAGAAGUUGUGAUCGACAAUUGCUGUAUGAUGCUUGUGAAGAAUCCAUCACUAUUUGAUGUCCUAGUGAUGCCCAAUCUUUACGGUGACAUAAUCAGUGACCUUUGUGCUGGUUUGAUUGGAGGCUUGGGCUUAACUCCAAGCUGCAAUAUUGGAGAGGGAGGUAUUGCUCUUGCUGAGGCUGUACAUGGUUCUGCUCCUGAUAUUGCUGGAAAGAAUUUGGCAAAUCCAACUGCUUUGCUUCUGAGUUCCGUCAGUAUGUUGCGCCAUUUGGAUCUUCAUGAUAAAGCUGACAGAAUCCAGGACGCUGUCUUGAACACAAUUGCAGAAGGCAAGUACAGAACGGGCGAUCUUGGCGGUAAAGCAACGACUACCGACUUCACCAAGGCAAUCUGCGAUCACCUCUGAGCAGCCCUACGUCAAAUGAUCAUCUGAUUUUUGCAUCAUCAGUUCGACGUGAAGUCGUUUCCUGCAGUGUUUCUUUCAACACAAUCACCAAUUAUUUUGAUGACUUCUAGAGAGGAUCUUCCAGCAAUGUUGCCCGGAGAAUGCGAAUAAGACAGGGGGUCUUGUUCAUGAAAUUGUCGCAAAAUGUCCUUAAUUCAAAGCAAGAAAAUGAAAAGCAAUGCGAUUUUUAUAUUUGCUCGUCUCCCUCAAUGCAAGAAAACAACAUCUUUGCUGUAUUUCAGACUCGUGUCAGUUAUAGAAGCUUCGCUGUCUUCUACUGACUUGUAUAUUGCUUCAACAAACAGGUCAUGGAAAUUGCAUUUUUAGCC
Sesamum indicum (sesame) is the source of this 1558-nucleotide messenger RNA. Its product is annotated as 3-isopropylmalate dehydrogenase, chloroplastic. Gene Ontology annotation, molecular function: magnesium ion binding; isocitrate dehydrogenase (NAD+) activity; NAD binding. Gene Ontology annotation, cellular component: mitochondrion. The record is from RefSeq and is a predicted model, not a curated record. Lineage: Eukaryota; Viridiplantae; Streptophyta; Magnoliopsida; Lamiales; Pedaliaceae. Gene Ontology annotation, biological process: tricarboxylic acid cycle; isocitrate metabolic process.